Messenger RNA from Rhodamnia argentea, 602 nucleotides. RefSeq lists its product as uncharacterized. Bases 162 to 476 code for a protein of 104 amino acids. NCBI's taxonomy places the organism in Eukaryota, Viridiplantae, Streptophyta, Magnoliopsida, Myrtales, Myrtaceae. The record is from RefSeq and is a predicted model, not a curated record. The transcript has a single exon.
UCUUCUUCAGAGGAAUAAAUUGUCCCCUUCAGAUUGCAAAUAUUCCAUGAUCUGCUUAACUUUCUCCAAUUGAACAAGGCAAUUCAUUGACCGAACUUGAUGCAAGACCGUAAAUUGUGAGCCUGGUUUAGUGCUUUACCUCUGUUCUUGACUCUCAUCUUAUGGAGCCGGCGUCGCCGCCGCCGCCGAGGCUGAUUUGCUGCUUCUCAUUCGCGCCGGCGAAGGACGGCCGAAGGAAGAAAGCCGGGAAAGGGUUUUCGAGGUCUGACAUGGAAGACCCGAACUGGGGAAAGGACGAGGACAUGCUGUCGGAUAUGAGCACGUUCUCAGUGAAGGAACAGGAGAGGAGGCUGAAGAUCGCGCGGGAAGAGGAGGAGAGAGCGAGGAGGGAGGCCAACAAGGUGGAUAUGUGGGUGAGGCAGGAGUCAGCGCGGAUGAAGGUUUCGAUCCGGGACGAAAAUGAUGCCGAGGAUUAAUGGUCUUAUGGUUAUGUAGCUAGCUAAUCAUACAUCAAUCUGUUCAUAUAUUCAAACAAAUUAUUUCAUUUUUGCGUAUCAAUUCUAUCGGGUUCUUGAAUUAUAUUGUGCUUUGUUUGAGGAAAU